Molecule: messenger RNA, 1185 nt
Organism: Schistosoma rodhaini
Lineage: Eukaryota; Metazoa; Platyhelminthes; Trematoda; Strigeidida; Schistosomatidae
Source: the annotation of a GenBank genome assembly
CUCUCUGUGAUGCACUUUUGAGUCUAGGUUUUAUGUUUGUCCCUACUAUUUUUAUGCAACUUGAUUCAAUUAUGCUGUUUACUUUAUGAACAUCAGUCCACCCAUCACAUUCUCUUUUUGCCUCUAGGAAUUCUACUCAGAAGUAUUUGUAUAAUUAAGUGAUAUUUUAAAGACUAUUGACAAAGUCUUAAAAUAAACGCUACAGCUUGAUAACGUAUUACUAGUUAAACCAGAUUUCUUUUUACAUUUUAUAUAAAUAUUUGACUGGACAUUUCCAACAAAAUCAUCUUCCUAACUAAACACAAGAGUUGAAAAAUUCAAAAGAGAACGCUGAAUGAUCAUUAGUCAAAGAGCAAGUAAAGGAGUAAAAUUAUUAGGGUAAGAGCACUCUGAAAAACUUGUGGUUUGAUAAUUACAGUUGAAACAGAAUGUACUCGACAUGUAUCAUCACUAAUGUGUAAAAUUUAUUUUAAAAUAUAAGGUAAUCCUGUUUACUUGCCGAACGUUGCUUAAGGUUGUCUCCUAUAUAGUGUGAUUGCAGACCUUUAUUCCCCAUAUUUUCAUCCUGUCAUCUUAACACGUCAUAGGAUGGUUUAGUUUAUUGCAGAUCAAACAAAAACAUUUCAGUACUUUUGUGCAUCAGACACCUUGUUCUCACUUGAUAAAAUGUAACUUUUUGUAUGUUCUAAAAUAAACUACUAACUAUUUCAGGAAAAUUACAUGGUUUCCAAAUCAACUUUCUCAACAGCUGGGUCGUUAGAUAACGAGGGGCUAAAUUCGUCUAAAAAAUCUGCUGAUCAUGACCCUAUAGAUCUCCAAGCACCUACUACAUUUAGUCAUUCUAAUGCAGAAGCGGUCCCAUCGGCAGUGCUUAAUAGUAGUUCUACACUCUCCACUACGAUACUGCCGUCUCAGGGUCAACCGUUGACACCAAAUACUCAGAUAAUAUCAUCAUUUUAUCAACAACCUUCAGGACAUCAAAACCAUCUUCCCACCCAGUCUCAAGUACAACCCUCAAUACCUCUAUCCUCUCAAAACUCAGCACAACCUAAAGUUGAUUGCAAUGAUACUCCUAGGAUGCCUAACACAUCAACUCCGACGUUACAACAGCAUAGUACGCCAUCUUUCAGGGUACGUCAUUUUAGUGUUUUUUGUGAACAUCAUACCGUUCAGUUCAAUUUGUAA